Messenger RNA from Abrus precatorius (Indian licorice), 4549 nucleotides. RefSeq names its product zinc finger CCCH domain-containing protein 44. The record is from RefSeq and is a predicted model, not a curated record. Lineage: Eukaryota; Viridiplantae; Streptophyta; Magnoliopsida; Fabales; Fabaceae. Gene Ontology annotation, molecular function: protein binding; metal ion binding; DNA binding. Bases 453 to 4301 code for a protein of 1282 amino acids. The transcript is spliced from 10 exons.
AUUAAUUAAAUAUGGCUAUAAAAUAGAAAAGGUAAAAUAAAAGCAAAAAAUAAAUAAAAAAAAGGGAGGAAGAAAGAGAGAGAAAAUUUAGGAGUGAGAGGAGCUACCCACAUUCAACCAAUCCCCAGUGACCAUGUCGUGCUACCGUCUUCUCACUCAGAGGUCAGAGUAGCACACACUCUCUCUCUCUCUCUCUCUCUCUCUCCCCCUCUCUCUCCAGCAAUCGGGAUCUCUCUGCUUUUUGACACGAAAUUACCAACAAAACAAACAGUGCCUUAUUUCAUCUGCGUCCAUUUCCAAAUCCAUCCAUGUGCCCACUCACCACAACACCAGACCCCAAUUCCUGCCGAUACUAGGGUUUUCUUUCGCUCACGCAACUCUCAUGUUCCCCAAUUAUUGAUUCUCUUCCUUCGAUUCGAUUCGAUUCGAUUUUCUUUUCUUCUUCUUUUCCCAUGGAAGAACCGCGUCAACCGCAGCCGGAAACAGCGGCGAGCGUUGUUAGGGAUUUGGAGGAGUCGCGACUGGUCGGAGUUCCCGUCGCGCUAGCUCGCGAUGUUGACGUGGCGGAGACAGAGGGUGCUUGUUGCGUGCCUAAUUUGGAAGUCACCGUCGUGGACGGUGUCGUUUUGAAGAGGAAGCGUGGUCGUCCGGCCAGAGGCGUUCCGAAAACGGCUCCUCCUGUGAAGCAGCAGAAGGAUGAGGAGGAUGUUUGUUUCAUUUGCUUCGACGGUGGAAGCCUCGUUCUCUGCGAUCGCCGGGGUUGUCCCAAAGCGUAUCAUCCCGCGUGUAUUAAGCGAGACGAGGCCUUCUUCCGAUCGAAGGCCAAGUGGAAUUGCGGUUGGCAUAUAUGUAGUGCUUGUCAGAAGGCAGCCCAUUAUAUGUGCUAUACUUGCACAUACUCUUUGUGCAAGGGAUGUACAAAAGAUGCUGAUUUUGUUUGUGUCAGAGAAAACAAAGGUUUGUGUGGGGUAUGCAUGAGAACUAUAAUGCUGAUUGAGAACAGUGCCCAGGGAAAUAAGGAAAUGUGCGAAGUGGAUUUUGAUGACAAGAGCAGCUGGGAGUAUCUAUUCAAGGUUUAUUGGAUGUAUUUGAAAGGGAAGCUGUCUUUAACUUUUGACGAGCUCCUUCAAGCUAAAAACCCAUGGAAAAGUGUUGCUCCUAUGGGUUGUAAGAUUCAAACUCCCCAUGAACUUUAUCAUCUUAAAGAUGACAAAGGUUCUGGUUCUGAGAACUCCUGUAUAGACAUAGAAUCAAAUAAUUCAAAAAACAACAAGUCCAAGAGACCGCAGAAGCUUCUUAGCAAGGGUGAUUGCUUUGAUAGGGUAACUUCUGGUGGUGACAGUGGGGUGUCUUUGCCUGAAUGCACAAAAUGGGCAUCAAAAGAGCUUUUAGAGUUUGUUGCACAUAUGAAAAAUGGUGAUACAUCUCUCCUGUCUCAAUUUGAUGUCCAGACUCUCUUGCUGGAGUAUGUAAAGAAAAAUAAUCUUCGUGAUCCUCAACAGAAAUCCCAAAUUGUUUGUGACUCUAGACUAUUAAAUUUGUUUGGAAAAGCACGUGUUGGCCACAUUGAAAUGCUAGAGCUUCUCGAAUCCCACUUUCUGUUAAAAGACAAUGGCCCUGUGGAAAAUACUUUUGGAGCAGGAAUUAUUGAUGCUGUUGCUAGUGAAGGGGAAGCCAUUAACAAUUACAAUAAACAGUUAGCGUUAGUUAGUGACAAGAGAUGUAAAACACGUAGAAAGGAUGAUGUGAUAGUGCCACAAAAUAAUCCUGAUGCAUAUGCUGCUAUAGACACUCACAACAUUAACUUGAUCUACUUGCGGCAAGCUCUGAUGGAGAAUCUAACUGAAGAUAUUGAAAAGAUUCAUGAGAAAGUUGUUGGUUCAUUUGUGCGGAUAAGAGUCUCUAGUAGUGAUCAAAAACAAGAUAUGCAUAGACUUGUCCAAGUUGUAGGUACAAGCAAGGUUGCUGAACCCUACAAAGUUGGCACAAAAGCAACUGAUAUUAAGCUUGAAAUUUUAAACUUAAAUAGGAAGGAGGUCAUAUCAAUUGAUGAAAUUUCAAAUCAGGAGUUUGCUGAGGAUGAAUGCAAGCGUUUGCGUCAGAGUAUAAAAUAUGGGCUGUCAAAAAGAUUGACUGUGGGAGAGAUUCUGGACAAAGCAUUGGCACUUCAAGCAAUUAGAGUUAAUGAUUUGCUGGAAGCUGAGAUAUUGCGGCUUAAUCAUCUUCGAGAUAGAGCAAGUGAAAAGGGGCAUAGAAAAGAGCUUAAAGAGUAUGUGGAGAAGUUGCAGCUACUAAACUCUCCGGAGGAACGUCAGCGCAGGCUGCAUGAAAUUCCGGAUGUACACUCUGACCCCAAUUUGGAUUCAAUGUUUGAGUCUGAUGAAGAUGAUGGAGAGUCUGAUGAAAGGAAGAAAGAUGGCAAUAUAUGGUCAAAAUAUCUUGGAUUUGAUAGAAGAGAGAGGGGGCCUGUUUUUCCCAAAAUUUGGAAUGGUGUCUUGAACGAUGUGGGAUGCAAAACACAAGACUUACCUGCUGCCCGCCAGCCAAUGGGGAAUAUAUGCGUGCUAAAGAAUCAUAUUAACCAUGAUGAUACAGCUAUCGAUGAUAGCACUAAGGCAGUUCCCAAAUCAGAAGUGUCUACUGUUCCAGUGGAUAUUUCAUCAUCUCUUCUCUCUACUGGAUUGGAACAGCCAUUUAAUGAUCUUAGGAGUGAUAGGUCAUGGCAUUAUCAGGAUCCAACUGGGAAGAUUCAAGGACCUUUUUCUAUGUUGCAGCUGUGGAAUUGGAAUAAAAGUGGUCACUUCCCUCCUGAUCUCAGAAUAUGGAAGAUAGAUGAUAAACAAGAUAACUCUAUAUUGUUGACUGAUGCAAUAAGUGGGAAGUGUUCCAAAACUGUGUCAUUGCCAUUCAACAGCCAGUUGCUGUCUUUAGGUGUCAGUGUUACCUUGGAUAAUAAAGAUAAUAGUCAGGAUGCUGGGAGGAAUGCAUCAAAGAAUGAAAUUUCUUCAGACAGCCAAAUUAUCGAGCAGAGCAGGGAACAAAAGGUGGAUGAUACCUCUACUCAGUCUAAUGGUAAAGAUGAAUCUGUUAGGAGCAAUGGAUGGCAGGACCAACUGCAUGUUUUUCCUCCAUUACUCUCAACUGCCUUUCCUGAGAACUUGAAUGAGAUUCCUUCUGAUAAAUUAAGGAAAGGUCAUGGGAUAGAAGGAAACUCUGAAGAUAAUGGAAAUAAUGGCUCUAACAGGACAUCUGAUGGUCAGAGUAAUAGUGGGCAGAGUUAUCAUAAGCAAUCAGAUAGUGAAGAUAAUUCAGGGCAAUCUUCUGGACAGAACUGGAGACACACCAAUGUAAAUAGUUCUUCCAAUUGCUUGGUUACCACAUCAACUCAUGUUUCGGGUACAAAGACAUCACCGCACAAGCUGGGAUUUGAUUUGCAUAAUCCCCCUUCCCCUCCAGCAUGUAAUACAACUACAUGGCAGGCAAUCAUUGGUGAACCCAAUGAUUUUGAUGAGUCAGUUUCAGAUCUAUUGGCAGAAGUGGAGGCAAUGGAAUCACUGGGUGGCUUGGAAUCUCCCACUUCAAUCAUGAAAUGUGGUGAGGAAUUGACUGAAGGUUCUAAAAAUGAUUGUCUCAAUUUUGCAGAGCUUAGUCCAAUGCUUGACGCAGGUAAAGGUGAUGCACUGAGUUCCACAGCUGAUUUAAACUUACCAUCUCAAUCAUCAGCAGCCGAGGAACCUUUACAGCAAGCAGAUGUACAUCAUCAUCAAAGAAUAUCUGGGGAGCAUUCUUCAAGAAGUUCUAAAGUUGAGGUGGGUACAAAGAAUGUUAGUGUUUCAGGUAAUCAGUGGGAGUCACGUUCAGAAAAUUCACCCAUUGUUCCAUCCUCUGCAACCUUGGGCUUGGCUACAGACACAACUUGGAGACUUGGGUCAGAGAAUACACACUUGGGAUGGGGUGGAAUUGAUCAAGGAAAUGCAAACAUGGGUUGGGGAGUAUGCCAAACGGCAGUGCAGGAAAACAGGAGCUCAAAUUCAUACAAUUCUGUAGUAACUCAAGCCUUUGGAGACAGCCAAACAAGAUAUGGCAGUGAUCGAUUUUCUGUACCCAGAGAUCGGGGUUUGCAAGGUCAUGGUAGGGAAUCAGGUUUUGGAAGGGGCAGAAUUGCAUAUAACAGGCAAUCAUUAUUUGGUGUUGGAAAUGGAGGCUCAUAUAGGCCUCUGCCCAAAGGGCAGCGAGUUUGUAAAUUUUAUGAAAGUGGGUACUGUAAGAAGGGAGCAUCCUGUGAUUACUUGCACCCAUGAUUUUAGAUUCCAUUAGCAUUGGUCACAUUUGUUUUUUUGUAAUCCUUAACAUAUCUGAAGUUGGCUCUUUCCAAUCGUUGUAAUUUAACCUGACUGUAUUAGUCAAGUGGCAUAAUUUUUUUAUAUGAAACUACUCUAUCUUGAUCUAAGGUUUUGCUGUUUAUAAACUUUAUAUUGUAUUAACAACACGUUAAGAACUAGUCUUUGCUUUGGUAAAAUUGCCAAUAAAUUCACCUUGAUUUCAAGGU